CAUGCACUCACCUUAUCUCCUCUCAAUUUCAGCCGCACAAACCUCAUCGCAUCUCUGUCCCCUCUGUCUUCACGCACGCACCUCACGCCACGGCUAGCAGCCUAGCACCGCCGUCUACCGUCUUGCAGGCCACCGGCCGACGACCUCCCUCGCGCGCGCCAUGGAGGACGGGGACCUCCCCGUGACUGGUGACCCCAGCUUCCUUCCAAGCUCUGUUGGCGGACACCAUGGAGGACGGCGACGAACUCACCUUCCUGAGCGAGGUUGGCCUCUUUUUCUCCCCGAGCGGUGGUGGCGUCCUCUUCUCCCCGAACGCGGCGGCCUCCUCUUCUCCCCGAGCACGGCGGCGGCCUCCUCUUCUCCCCAAGCACGGCGGCGGCCUCCUCUUCUCCCCGAGCGCGGCGGCAGCCUCCUCUUCUCCCCAAGCGCGGCGGCCUCCUCUUCUCCCCGAGCACGGCGGCGGCCUCCUCUUCUCCCCGAGCGCGGCGGCAGCCUCCGCUUCUACCCAAGCGCGGCGGCAGCCUCCUCGUCUCGGCGAGGCACGAUGCGGCGGCUGGGACAGGGUCGCCGGCUUGAAUCACUGUCACCAUUGAUGACGACGCCUAUUUUGUGCUUGCCGGCGACACGCUCAUGCAGUCCGGCGAGGCAUUUUUUUUGUUCACGCUCAC
Triticum aestivum (bread wheat) is the source of this 668-nucleotide messenger RNA. RefSeq lists its product as uncharacterized. The transcript is spliced from 2 exons. The record is from RefSeq and is a predicted model, not a curated record. Bases 228 to 593 code for a protein of 121 amino acids. NCBI's taxonomy places the organism in Eukaryota, Viridiplantae, Streptophyta, Magnoliopsida, Poales, Poaceae.